AUGAAACUCCCAUCGAUGUUCAAACGUUGGUUCUUGAAAAAAGACAAAAGAUAUGCUGAAGAAAAGCAUAAUGCUUUGCUCAGUAUAGCGGAAUUGUAUUCUAACAAAUACGAGAAUAUAUUGGUGGUGCAAAAGUCAGAGUUGGGAGAAGAUUUGUGGUCACAAAUGGGAGAAGCCAAUAAUGAAAUGAUGAGGUAAGUAAACCCUUAUUAUAUUAGUAAUCAUUAUAAAUAUAAUAGCAUAACCUUAGGCAGCGUUGGGUAAAGUAGAAUAGGGUAGGGUAUGUUAUGAUAAGUAUCAUAAAAUAAAAAAUAUAAAAAUAGAUAAGCCUCACCCUACCCUACGAUACUAUAUCCCUACCUUACCCCUAACAUGUCCUACCCUAAUUUACUCUGCCAUAGCUUUAAUUUACAGUACCCUGUCCGACUAACCAAAACAGUUGCUCUUAUUUAUAAACGGAUUUCAGGAUAGCCACCUCUCUGCUAAAAAUCAGUCGCAAAUUCGAUAUCAAGAAUGACAAUUGUCGUGUUUGUUUGGAAGACGAAGCCAUUAAGCCAGUGUUCUGUCUUCAAUGUCUGAAGACGGUCUCUUGUGAACAAUGUUUUAUAGAAUGUUUAAACGAAGAGUUAACCGAUGUUGUCAAAUGUCUCAACUGCCAAAGGAAAAGCCCCAAAGCGUGUAAUUUAUUUGCUGGAUUGGAGGGGCGAAAGGCUAAAGGGGUGCACAAGUUCUAUCGGUCUAAUCAGUUACCAUACAGGUUACGUUUCAUACCAAUAUAA
This is a messenger RNA of Bursaphelenchus okinawaensis, 779 nucleotides long. Lineage: Eukaryota; Metazoa; Nematoda; Chromadorea; Rhabditida; Aphelenchoididae. The record is from the annotation of a GenBank genome assembly.